ACUGAGGGGCGCAUGUAUAAAUUGACCCGGAGUGAAGCUGAGGUCCUCAAUAAAAAGCCGUCCUGCACAGAGGCACAAUGAAGGGGGAACUUUCUCUCAACAUGGUAACUGCUGCAACCACGAUGGGCUCAGUGAAAUCAGCUGUACUGUCUGUUCUUCUGUUGUCUUUUAUUCUUUACGUAGUUGAUUCUUACCCCAGCAUGGACUUAUCAAACAUGGGCUGUGAGGAGUGCACACUGAGAAAGAACAGUGUUUUCUCCAGGGAUCGUCCGGUCUAUCAGUGCAUGGGCUGCUGCUUCUCCAGAGCGUACCCAACUCCUCUCAAGGCCAUGAAGACGAUGACGAUCCCGAAGAACAUCACCUCGGAGGCCACAUGCUGUGUCGCAAAGCACAGCUACGAGACAGAGGUGGCCGGCAUAAAGGUGCGAAACCACACAGACUGCCACUGCAGCACCUGCUAUUUUCAUAAGAUAUGACAGAUGGGAACUGGAGACCAUUCUGCAGCCCUCAGCUUAGCAACAAAUUGUGCUUCUUUUAAUAUGCAUGAGCUCUUCUCUUUUAAAAUGUAUUUUCUUGUGUUGCCAGAUAAUAUUUUUGUAGCAAUUCUGUGUCUGUGAUGUGUAAUUAGCCUACAUUCUGGCAUUGAUAGAGAUGUGUGAUUAAUUGUAGAUUGAAAAGCAAUUAAAAUGUGCACCCAGAUGUUGCACUUUCAUGAA
Messenger RNA from Dicentrarchus labrax (European seabass), 716 nucleotides. RefSeq names its product glycoprotein hormones, alpha polypeptide (gene cga). Lineage: Eukaryota; Metazoa; Chordata; Actinopteri; Moronidae. Bases 78 to 476 code for a protein of 132 amino acids. The transcript is spliced from 4 exons. Gene Ontology annotation, cellular component: follicle-stimulating hormone complex; extracellular region. Gene Ontology annotation, molecular function: follicle-stimulating hormone activity. The record is from RefSeq and is a predicted model, not a curated record. Gene Ontology annotation, biological process: thyroid hormone generation; positive regulation of steroid biosynthetic process.